This is a messenger RNA of Pygocentrus nattereri (red-bellied piranha), 2018 nucleotides long. RefSeq names its product immunoglobulin lambda-1 light chain-like. NCBI's taxonomy places the organism in Eukaryota, Metazoa, Chordata, Actinopteri, Characiformes, Serrasalmidae. Gene Ontology annotation, cellular component: plasma membrane. The record is from RefSeq and is a predicted model, not a curated record. Bases 79 to 975 code for a protein of 298 amino acids. Gene Ontology annotation, biological process: cell surface receptor signaling pathway. The transcript is spliced from 8 exons.
UGUGGGAGGAUCAUGACAACCAGUAAGACAAGCUGUUAAACUCUCUUUGUAGAAGCAUUCAAUGCCCUGUCGGACAGAAUGGAAUUUCUCUUUGUCACUUUACUUUUACUUCUGACAAUAAUAUAUCCAUCCAGUGGUGUUGUCAACAUUGUUCAGGAACCCAAAAUGUCAUUUGUCAACCUGAAUUCGUCUGUGACAUUGAAAUGUGACCACGAUAACACUGACCACUACAGGAUGUCCUGGUACAGACAAACAGGAGAAAAACAGGAUCUGGAGUUACUGGCAUUUUCUAUGGGUCAAAAUAGUGUAAACAUUGAGCCACCGUUUGAUAAAACGGACAAAUAUAAAUUCACCCGACCUGAAGUGAAGAAGGGCAUGCUGCAGAUUAAGAAUAUGGAAGCUAGAGACUCUGCUAUAUACUUCUGUGCUACAAAUGGGAGAAAUACUCCAGCAUACUUCGGAGCUGGGACCAAACUCACUGUUCUAGAUCCUAAAAUUACUCCCUCAAAACCCACAGUGAGAAUACUAAAGCCUAUUUUAAACGAAGAGUGUAGGAAGGAAACGGUCACCGUGGUGUGUGUGGCUGACAACUUUUACCCUGACCAUGUAAAGGUGUCCUGGACAGUUGGUGGAGUAGUCCGAACUGAUGGAGUCGCAACAGACAGCGCUGCCACCCAAAAUUCAGAAAACAAAUACAACAUCACCAGUAGACUGAGCAUCUCUUACAAAGAGUGGAUCAAGGAGGCAGAAAUCAAUUGUACUGUGACCUACACAGACCCUGAGACAAACAACCAGACAAGUGUAACUGAAUAUAUCAAAGGGCCAAAACGUGUAGACAGUGAAGAAGAAGCAGAAAAAUAUGUACCCAGAGGAAAAACCAUGCUGCUAGCCUAUGGUGCAUUCAUCAUCAAAGGUUUCCUGUAUGGCCUUUUCAUCAUGGUGGUCAUCAGAAGACAGGGUUUCAUGUCAAAAUAAAGGAGAUCAGAGCCAUGUGAUCCUGAGGGGAAGCUGAUAUUUUGUCACAUGACAGAAGAGGAUCCAUUUAUGGCAUCAUUUUAAGAUGAGCUUUGUGUAUAAAUGCAUGAUUAUUGUUUUGCAAUCACUAGCGUACUUCACAGUUCUGCCCUUAAUUGUGUUACACUGUGUGCUUUUGAUUUAUCAGUAGCUUUGUUUGCCAAAUGUAAAUCUUAUUUGUAGAAUAAUGUUAGCCGUAUAUUGUCACUGUUGGAGCAAAACAUUGUGUCCCCAAAAUGAUCCAUCCAUCCAUCCAUUUUCUAAGCCGCUUCCCCGUCAGGGUCACGGGGGGUGCUGGAGCCUAUCCCAGCAGUCUUCGGGCGGAAGGCAGGAUACACCCUGGACAGGUCGCCAGUCCAUCGCAGGGCAUCUCCAAAAUGAUAACUUUUCAAAAUAAGGGAAGAAAUAUGUAUAUUUAGUACAAAAGAGUGUCAAAUGAGAUUCUUGCAGGUGAUGCACUUUUAUAAAACAUUUAAAUGGACAAAUUUUUAGAGAACUUCAGAGGAUUUUUGUAAGUGAGAAGUAUAAAUGUGAAGAACCUUUUCAAAGAUUAAAUAAUCUCCCCAUAAUGUGAAGGUUCUAGGCCGAACCUUUAAAGAGAAAUAGGAUCUUAGCAUUAUGGUUGAGGUAUUGCCAUAUCUGUUCUUCAAAGAUGGUUCUUUAGGGAACCAAACAUGGAUUUUCUACUACCUUAAAGAGCCAUUUUGGCAUAUUUAUUAUUGAGAGUAUAAGUAAAUGCAAAAGGAUUUCAUUUCAAAUUGUUGGACUUUUCCUUGGCCCAUUCAUCAUAGAAUAUUUACAGAAUGUAUAUGCCAGCUAACAUGUUAAAUUAAAUGGGGAAAAAAGACUUUAAAUAGGGAGCUGUUUCUACAGUGGCAAUAUUCACAAUCAUUCAUUUUUUAAUCCUUCUUUUAGUGUAGUAUAAGCAUUGUUAAAGCUUGAGAAAUCUUGCUUUUUUGUUUUGUUUCAUUUUUACAUUAAAAUUUAUUAAUUAAAUCAAAUUA